AUGUUCAUCUUUGCAUUGUUCUGCCUGCUGGCAGUGGGCAGCCAGGCCAAGCCAGUGGUGGAGCCUGCGCAGCAUAUAGUGAUUGUUACACCGCAGGCCCAGGUGCACUUGGAGCCGGCGUUGCGCUAUGUGCAUGGCCUGUCGCAGCUGGCGCGCGUCUCUGGACCGCAUCAUGAGGAGACCAUUGUCUAUGUGCCCGCUGGCGCUGCUGCCGCGGUGGUGCCCAAUGUGGUCAACGAGGCUGUUGUGGCUGGCCGCCAAAUUGAGAACAUUCCCGCGACGGCUCAGCAGAUCCAGCAACAGGCUCAGCAGGGUGUGGAAAUUGUGAGCGGACAGUUCGGUGAGGCGGCUGCUGCUGCAGCUGCCACUGGCGCUGGCUUCUUUCCUGGCUUUUUCCCAUCCAAGCAAUCAGAAGCAGGAGGAGCAGCAACUGAAACUGGAGACACCAAGCCAAUACUCAGCCGCUUGCCCGUGGCCACCGAGGCGCGUCACUUCUACAGUCUGCCACAAGUGUAUCACACUCCCGUCGUUGAUGUCGUGCACACUCCCGUCUACUCCUGGCCCAUCUCCACUAUUCGCGCACGCAGCAUUCAAGCCGAUGAGGCCGCCCUGCCAGCCAUUGAAUUGAAAGCCGAAGCUGCGGCUGCGCCCGAGCAACCGCUAGCCGCCGCUGCUAUUCCCGCCAUCGCCAUCGAACCUGCACAGCCGCUGCUCAAGGAGCAGAAACAGGAGCAGGCCAUCGAACAGCAGCCCUUGGAGCCAGCUGCACAGGCCAUCAUACCCUUUGCCGCUGCU
This is a messenger RNA of Drosophila busckii, 795 nucleotides long. RefSeq lists its product as uncharacterized. The transcript has a single exon. NCBI's taxonomy places the organism in Eukaryota, Metazoa, Arthropoda, Insecta, Diptera, Drosophilidae. The record is from RefSeq and is a predicted model, not a curated record. The annotation marks the transcript as partial.